Messenger RNA from Penicillium daleae, 1173 nucleotides. RefSeq names its product intradiol ring-cleavage dioxygenase. The transcript is spliced from 3 exons. Lineage: Eukaryota; Fungi; Ascomycota; Eurotiomycetes; Eurotiales; Aspergillaceae. The record is from RefSeq and is a predicted model, not a curated record. Gene Ontology annotation, molecular function: ferric iron binding; oxidoreductase activity, acting on single donors with incorporation of molecular oxygen, incorporation of two atoms of oxygen. The coding region runs from base 1 to 1173 and encodes 390 amino acids.
AUGGUUCAGCUGUUAAAGAUUCUUGCCGUUGCUGCGGUUUGCUUGGCUGCGCCAGCAGUGGCUCACCCCGGCGAGAAGCACGAUCCACAUGUUGUUAAGCGAGAGAUUCAUGCUCGCGACACCAUGGCUGCAGCAGCAAAACGCUCGCUCGGUGGCUGUGAAAAUUCGCUUCACGCGCGGGAGUUGAACAAGGGCAGUGUCGCUCGUCGCGCCCGCACAGUAAAUCAGCUUCGUGAGAAGCGUGGCAUCACUGCAAACCCUCAAAAGUGGCGCCGUAACCUGGCCCAGCUCGAGAAGUGGGAGGCAAUUGACCACAACAAGACCAACGUCCUCAAUUACAGCCUGGCCACACCGGACUCAAUCAUCUUCUCGGCUAACACCAGCUGUAUUCUGACUCCAACCAUCACAGAUGGCCCCUACUACGUCUGGGGUGAGGUGAUGCGCCAGAAUGUCAAGGAGGAGAAGUACUCGGACGGAGUGGAUAUUUUCCUGGAAGUGCAAUACAUCGACAUCAACACCUGCCGGCCGGUGCCGGGAGCUUUGGUUGAUAUUUGGCAAGCCAAUGCCACUGGUGUGUACAGUGGUAUCUCGACGUCAGGCAACUACGCUGCUGACGGAUGGGAUUCGACUUAUCUGCGUGGUAUUCAACAAACCGACCGCGACGGUGUGGUCGAGUUCGAGACCAUCUUCCCCGGUCACUAUGACGGACGCGCGACUCACACUCACCUGUUGACCCAUUUGAACGCUACUCUACUUCCCAACAAGACUCUCGAGGUGGGCACCGGCAGCGUGGCUCACAUUGGCCAGCUUUUCUGGAACGAAGUACUACGCAGCGCGGUGGAGGAUACUUACCCUUACAACACCAACACGCAGAGCAUCACCACGAAUGCUGACGACAUGUGGAGCGUGUUGCAAGCGAACGGCGCCUAUGACCCCUUCCCGGAGUAUAUCUACCUUGGUGACAAUCUUGAUGACGGUCUUUUCGCGUGGAUCCAGAUUGGCCUCAAUGCCACUGCGGACUACACAGAUAACUCGUACUACAGCAUUGCCGCCUACCUGGAGGCCGAUGGUGGCCACCAGAACAGCGACAGCGUCGUGGGCGGGGGAAGUGCUUCUAGCGGUACCAACCGCACCAUGCCCUCCGGAAUGGCCAGCCCCGGUGCCUCCGCAUGA